AUGGCACGCGGGGACUCAAUUCUCACGCCAAUAAGCCUAGAUGACGACGAUGAGCCUCAACCCGAAACUUUCCGUCUACCCACUGUUAGGCGGCAGGAGCGCCCAAGAAUUGAUCAGGAUGGUAUUGAAGUUCAAGAGCGUCAGACAGAAUGGGAACAGGCUGCUGCGCAGAAAGAAAGAAGACGACAAAUGGUCCUGCUCGCGCUGAACCGGGCGUCGACGCAUGCCUCCAGUAGUCGAAACACUGGAACUCCUAGAGGAAGAGGACGGGAGAGGUCGCCGUCUCCGAAAGCUACCUAUGUCAUUGAGCUGACAGAUGAGGACGAACCGGAGGUGCCACAACAGCCUGCAGUCGUUGAAGAUGUCCAGUCCGAACUGCCUGAGGUAAAGAUUCUGCCAGGAGACCCCGGAAUUCCCUCCAACCUGGAUCCUCCGGAGAGCUCGACACAGGCUGUAUCUGCCAACAUCGGGUUACCUCUACCUGGUAUUCAGACCACUGCGCCGCUUCCCGCUCCACGACAGCCAACCCCGAGCGCAUCGGAAACACCCGCACAGAAACCAGAGGCUGCCAAAAUCGCUCAAGCAUCACCAGUGAGAACAGAAGUGGUUGCCGCGACGCAUAUGAUGCCGCGCGACGAAACAUCCUCUGCUGCAUCUGUCCGCGACUCGGAAUCGACCCUACCAGUUGUGCCGCCCCCCAUCCUACAUAUGCCUAGUGAGCCUAUCCAGACGAUAGAAACCGCACAAAAGAUUGCGCCUGGUCAACCCGAUGAAAACGCACCUCCUGCUGCGGUUACUGAGCCCGGUAAGCCAACUUUGAACAAUGUUGCAUUUGACUCCCUGUCACCAAUCGGCGGUUCUCCCGACAACAACCGCGAACGGGCCACACCCAGUCGCGUAAACACAAGUCCUGAGCGCGGUGGCGCCCUCGUAGUGAACAACAUCGACGCGGAAGCUUCUGAGCCUACGAAUGCUUGUGAUUCGCAGGCUGCGGGAUCUGAAUUAACCCCAACCAAAAGGAAGGUAAUCAAGUCGGUGAAGCGGACGUCGUCGGCGCAGCGAAGUAAUAUGGGAGUGACAAGCUCACGUCUUCCAGACAGUUCGCCAAAUGAAAAUUUAACCAAUGACCCCUUUUUGGCGCAUGUGCACGAUGACCAUGCUCAGGCGCCUCUGCGACAACGGAGCCCCAGCCAAAGUAGAGACCCGUUGGUGUGCUGCAGCAGCAACAACAUUACCAAUGUCGAAUUUAGUCUGAUAGAAAGAGAGGAAAGCCGCGGUUCCGCGCCGGAACAGCCGCCAGAGAUUCUCCAAGAAGAGCUUAGAUCAGAUGGUGUCAACCACACCAGCCAUCCUCCGUCAGACACGUCUACUAAGCGUUCAAACGAGCCACCUGUCGAUGUGCCCCCCGACAAUUUGCUGCCUGACAACACAAAAUCUGCUGAUGAUGGUGUGACCGAUGAUCAAACCGACGGCCAGACCAAGUUAGCAGUCGCAAACUUUGCAGAAGACGAAUUAGAAGCUACGCGUUCAGCGAUAGACGCAUGUCUAAAGCGUCACAUCGGGGGACGACACGAAACGCAUGCGUAUUUGACGUGGUCUCGGAUGAUGCGCCAAAGGACCUAUCAAGAGCAAGAAUUACGUGCACGAAGCCGUAAGCAGAAGCGUCUGGUUCACUCGAGUUUGCCCGAAAGAUAUGAACAACAACUUUCACCCUUCGCAGACAUGCGCACGAUACAGCUCCCAUUCAAAGGCAUCAACACCAAACGUCUUCCCGAUAUGAGCCAAGAGAUCUACGUCAAGGCCAAACCCAAGGAUAUCGUAAUCAAGAGCGUCCUGGCCGCACCGACGACGAAAUACAGGUCUGACGCGGUCACGAUUCCCCCUUUCAAGGAGUAUGUCAGCUUGGAGAACAACAUCUUAGCCGACAAUGAGUCAAAAUUGCUUGCAACACCUUAUUUCCAAGAUGAAGACUAUACCUGUCGAGAGACAUUGUUGAGCACGCUGCCUUAUAUAUACGAACUGACGCAUGAUGAGAAUGGGCCUCUUGACCUCAGAAAAGAGCAAUGCCGGUUCUAUAAAGACACUAUUGAGGCAUUUUUGAACGAGAUGGGUGUAUCUUGGAAUGAAAUUUUGUAUUGGUUAUUGGCGCCGGAACAAGCCAUUGUACGAAUCAACAACACCUUGCCAGCAAGCGCAUCUUUCAGGGCUAGCUUGUCCGAGAGGUCAGGUUAUCAUAUCGAGGAAUUCGAGCGCGAUGGGCAGCCGAAGAAGGCGAUACUGUUCAAUCGAAGCGACAGGAAAUGGCGAAAGUUUUUGUUGCAGCUCGGAGAGCCAACGGCCAAAGCUCUAAGGAUCGCGGCAAUUGCCUGCGCAACCGUCCGCCAAGAAUGCGAUUUCAGCAUCUGGUACCUGGCUCAGCGAUCUGAAGUCAUGCAGCAGUAUAUCAACAAAAAGACGGCGAAGGAACAGACUGCCGAGACAUUUACAUAUAGGCACGCUAUGUGUAGAGUUUGUUACCAGCAUAAUUGUCUCCUUCAUGGAGAGUUGAGGGAAGUGCCUGAGGACUCGUGGAAGACAGAUUCCGAUGAGGAGCGCCUCACACCUGUUACCGAUGAAGCCAGUCGUCGGAGUUCGGUUGACAAGUCAUCACGUCGCCGAUCACAGCUACACGAAGACGACGUGGUUGAGGAUGAGCAAGAAGAUGACGGGGCUCCUUUACCAGCACACUUCCACGAUGACUCAGAUAUCGAGAAGGUGAUUAACUACAAGCUACCCGUAAAUCCGGACGCGUUCACCGUCUGCCCCGAAUCGGAGAUGAUUGCUUGUAAAGGCGCGAAGCCACCUUUGGGAAAGUUCAAUAGCAACUGGUGGUUACAGCAGGAGAUCACCUCGCACUGGGAGAAAAGAAAGCCCUUCUUUCCAUGCAAUCACGAUGGCAGUUGUGAGAGUGCAAAAUGCCGGUGCUAUAGAGAAGGCAUCAACUGCGAGAAGACAUGCAAGUGCUCUCAGUUAUGCAACAAGCGCUUUCCAGGUUGCACUUGCUCAAGAGGUCCUGUGAAACGUGCCUGUGUGUCUAGUGCCUGCCUCUGCAUCAAAUUCAACCGAGAGUGCGACGCCGAUUUGUGCGGAUCGUGUGGAGCAACUGAAGUCCUUGACCCCGUCAAUCGCUAUGACGAGGAUCUAGCGAAGAAGAGCUGUGGUAACGUUGCCAUUCAACGAGGCGUCCCUCGAAAGACGUUGCUGGGCCACUCGGAAGUCCAUGGCUUUGGACUGUACAUGGGUGAGGACAUCAAGAGCGGCGAGUACAUUGGUGAGUACACCGGUGAGGCUAUUUCAGUCAAUGAAGGUGAUCGUCGAGUGACGAUAUAUGACUACCAAAAGACCAUGUACUUAUUCAGGUUGAACUCAAAACAAGAAGUCGAUGCCACAUACAUGGGAAACAAAUUACGCUUCAUCAACAACGCUGAUGACAAAUACACCAACUGUUUUCCCAAAAACAUGCUGUGCAACACGGUCUUUCGAAUUGCGCUCUUCGCAAUAACAGACAUAAAAGCAGGCACAGAACUGUAUUUCAACUACAACUAUCCCAAAGAAAAGACAGCACAGUUCAAACAGCCAGGUGGAAAGGCAUACAAUGUCAAGCAGACGAAGUCGAAGACCAAAAAGAGAGAGUCGCUUGCCAGCUUAAGUCAGUCUAUCGAAGACCGUUCGCGUACCCUAGCAGCUACGGCGAAAGCAAGGGCAGCAAAAGCAGCAAAGCAAGCAGCCAAGAGGCGGGGAGAAGAAUCUACAGAGCCUACCAGCAGACUUCGUUCCGGGCCGCUCCAAGCAAGAAAAGCAGCCACUGGCAAGCCUGGUCGGAAGAAGGUGACCAAGCCCAGAGGCAAGGGUAAAAAUAACAUUGACUCGGAUGCCGACAUGGGAUCAGAAGCAGAUGGAGAAGACAACGCCCUCUUUGAUUUACAAAACAGUCAAGCGACUAGGGAAAUACACGAUACGGACGUGGAAGACGAGGAAUUCGUUCUGCAGACUUCGCAAGAAGACGUCAACUUGACUACUUCUGAUGCUGAAGACGCUGAAGACACGGCCACCGAGGACGUUGAGGAUACUCUACCAGGUCGCAGGUCUGGUCGAACGCGUAACAGAGUGUCCAACAUAACCCCCGUGGUGGCAGUGAAGAAAAAGAAGGGCAAAGCUCGACCAGCUGCUGGCAAGAAAAAGAGGAAGCGACCCAUUGUUGCUAACAGCGACGACGAGGAAUAA
Molecule: messenger RNA, 4263 nt
Organism: Pyrenophora tritici-repentis Pt-1C-BFP
Lineage: Eukaryota; Fungi; Ascomycota; Dothideomycetes; Pleosporales; Pleosporaceae
Product: protein containing SET domain protein
Biological process (GO): heterochromatin formation
Cellular component (GO): nucleus; ESC/E(Z) complex
Molecular function (GO): chromatin binding; protein binding; histone H3K27 methyltransferase activity
Source: RefSeq, a predicted model, not a curated record